Messenger RNA from Ilex paraguariensis (yerba mate), 1737 nucleotides. The record is from the annotation of a GenBank genome assembly. NCBI's taxonomy places the organism in Eukaryota, Viridiplantae, Streptophyta, Magnoliopsida, Aquifoliales, Aquifoliaceae.
AUGGGGGAGCGGAAGAAAAGGGUGUGCCCAUGUUGGAUUCCAACAUCAUCAUCAUCUUCAAGAAUUUUAUGGUUUAUGUUACCAUUGAUUGUGGUGUCUGUGUUUGUGGGUUUACUGGGUUCAAAGCCCUCCUCCAAGUGGGGUUUUGCUUCUCAGAACUAUCCAUGGGCAUGGAACUCUUUUAUCACAUCUUAUUCUGGGAAUGGAAUUAUGAGCUCAGACGCCGUACAGGGUCCUGUUUCACCACCAAAAGACACGGAGGCGAAUUUAGAUUUGCGGCCGAGGACGGUGGGUGGUGGUGAUAACAGAGAAAAGUCUCUUUCAGAUGACUACAAUCUAAACCGCUCUUGUUCACCGCCACUUUCUGUAGAAGCCGUACAUGUCCAGCAGCCUGUUGGAAAUACAAAAGAGAGCUUUAAUAUUACUACCAACAUUCCCCACGUUUUUCCUUCUUGGAAUGAAACUCAUGCUCUUCCAUUGAGUGGAAGAUUAGAAAGAAAGCACAGCAAUUUACUCAGGCUCGAAGCCGGCUUGGGGCGGGCUCGAGGUGCAAUUAGAGAAGCUAAAAAUGGAAAUCAAACACAUGACCCGGACUAUAUCCCAACAGGUCCAAUGUACUGGAACGCCAAGGCCUUUCACCGGAGCUAUUUGGAAAUGGAAAAACAAUUCAAGAUAUUUGUCUAUGAAGAAGGAGAGCCUCCGAUUUUUCAUAAUGGUCCCUGCAAGAGCAUAUAUGCAAUGGAGGGGAGCUUUAUUUACCAUAUGGAGACAACCCAGUUUCGAACAAGAGACCCGGACAAAGCCCAUGUUUACUUUCUUCCAAUUAGUGUGACAUCAAUAGUGCACUUUAUUUAUGAGCGUAACCAUGAUUGGCAUCCAAUGAAAGAAACGGUCAGAGACUACGUCAAUCUCCUUGCUGUAAAAUACCCCUAUUGGAAUCGAAGCCUAGGGGCUGACCAUUUCAUGCUUGCUUGCCAUGAUUGGGGGCCUGAACUCUCCUCGUCUGUUCCUAACCUAUACAAAAACUCGAUUCGUGCUCUAUGCAAUGCAAAUACCUCAGAAGGGUUCAAACCCUCCAAGGACGUGUCCUUUCCAGAAAUUCUUCUCCCUGCUGGCACAAUAGAGGGCCUGAUAGGUGGCCCAUCUCCAUCGCGACGACCGUAUUUGGUUUUCUUUGCUGGAGGGCUUCAUGGGCCGAUAAGGCCAAUACUUCUUGAACAUUGGGAAAACAAAGACGAAGAGGUUCAGGUUCACAAGUACCUUCCGAAGGGUGUCUCGUAUUAUGGAAUGCUGAGGAAAAGCAAGUACUGCAUAUGUGCUAGCGGUUAUGAAGUUGCGAGUCCAAGAAUGGUGGAGGCACUUUACACAGGCUGUGUUCCGGUACUCAUUAAGGACCACUAUGUGCCACCAUUCAGCGAUGUGCUAAAUUGGAAGUCCUUCUCUGUUGAAGUUCCAGUGAAGGAAAUCCCGAACCUGAAGAAAAUUCUGUCGGCAAUAUCUCCUAGGCAGUACAUAAGAAUGCAGAGGCGAGGUACCCAAACAAGGAGGCAUUUUGAGGUGAGUCUGCCUCCAAAGAGGUACGAUGUCUUUCAUAUGAUACUUCAUUCAGUCUGGCUUAGGAGACUAAACAUUCGAAUUCAUGGCAUCGAUGAGUCGUGACUGUUCGAUAGUUUAUACAUCUGACCCGCUUUGGUCGAUUGAGGGAGAAACGAAGAAAGCUUUGUAGGGGAUCAGGGC